AUGGCGGACACGCCCUCCUCGGCGAGGAGGCCCCGCCCCCGGAACGCCCCGCCCACCGAAACGGACCAAUCACAGGGAGGACACGCCCCCCCUCACAGGGAGGACACGCCCCCCCACGGCGAGGAGGCCCCGCCCCCGGACACGCGCCAUGCACUGAGCGGACACGCCCCCUGUCGAGGAGGCCCCGCCCCCCAAGCAACGGACCAAUCGCCGUGCGGACACGCCCCCCUCGCGAGGCGGCCCCGCCCCCAAGGAACGGACCAAUCACAGAGCGGACACCCCCCCGCGAGGAGGCCCCGCCCCCAAGGAACGGACCAAUCACAGAGCGGACACGCCCCCCGCGAGGCGGACACGCCCCCCGCGAGGCGGACACGCCCCCGCGAGGAGGCCCCGCCCCCCGAAAACGGACCAGUCACAGGGCGGACACGCCCCCCACCGCGAGGAGGCCCCGCCCCCGGACACGCGCCAUGCACUGAGCUGACACGCCCCCUCGCGAGGAGGCCCCGCCCCCAAGGAACGGACCAAUCACAGAGUGGACACGCCGCCAGGAACGUCCCCACCUGCCGGAGGACCCGCCCCCCCGAAAACGGACCAAUCACCGAGCGGACACGCCCCCCACCGCCAGGGGCCCCCGCCCCCCAGGCAAGGGACCAAUCGUCGUGCGGAUACGCCCCCCCCCGCGAGGAGGCCCCGCCCCCAAGGAACGGACCAAUCACAGAGCGGACACGCCCCCCCGCGAGGCGGACACGCCCCCCGCGAGGCGGACACGCCCCCGCAGGAACGGGCCGAUCACAGAGCAGACACGCCCCCGGGAACGUCCCCACCUGCCAAAGGCCCCGCCCCCCGGCAACGGACCAAUCACAGGGCGGACACGCCCCCACCGCCAGGAGGCCCCGCCCCCCAGGCAACGGACCAAUCGCAGUGCGGACACGCCCCCCUCACGAGGAGGCCCCGCCCCAGGAACGGUCCAAUCACAGAGCAACCCCGCCCCCGGGAACUCCCCCACCUGCCGGAGGCCCCGCCCCCAGGAACGGGCCAUUAAAAGAGCGAGCACGCCCCCACCGCGAGGAGGCCCCGCCCCCCUGGGAACGGACCCAUCACAGAGCGGACACGCCCCCCAGAGAGGAGGCCACGCCCCCGGGAACGGACCAAUCACGGGGCGGAGACGUCCCCUGGGAACGCCCCUACCUGCCGGAGGCCCCGCCCCCUGGGACCGGACCAAUCGCGGGGCGGACACGCCCCCGGAAACGCGCCAAUCACGAGGAGGCCACGCCCCCGGGAACGCCCCCCUGCGAGAAGGAAAAGGACCAAUCACAGGGCGGCCACGCCCCCAGGGAACGCCCCUACCUGCUGGAGGCCCCGCCCUCGGGAAUGGACCAAUCGCGGGGCGGUCACGCCCCCAGGAACUGA
Molecule: messenger RNA, 1410 nt
Organism: Tachyglossus aculeatus (Australian echidna)
Lineage: Eukaryota; Metazoa; Chordata; Mammalia; Monotremata; Tachyglossidae
Product: proline-rich protein 2-like
Exons: 3
Coding region: 1-1410 (469 amino acids)
Source: RefSeq, a predicted model, not a curated record